GACGUCACCAAUGACACGUAUUCAAAAUGGCGGCCACGGCGAUGGAGACGUGGUGGGCCUUGCUGCUCUUGUCCUUAUUGCCUGUGGUGUUGCCCUUCUACGUUCCUGGUGUUGCUCCCCGAGACUUCCAUCAAGGGGAUAUUGUAGAUAUUAAGGCUGUGAAGAUGACCAGCACUCAUACCCAACUUCCUUAUGAAUACUACUCCCUACCAUAUUGUAAGCCUGACUCUGUUGUCUACAAAGGAGAAAACUUGGGUGAGGUGCUGCGUGGGGACCGUAUUGUGAACACCCCCUACAAUGUGGAAAUGAACAAGGAUAAGAAGUGUGAGGUGGUGUGCGACAAAAAAAAACUCAGCAAAGAAGAGAGCAAGUUGUUUGCAGAACGAAUACAGGAGGAAUAUUAUGUUCACCUUAUUGCAGAUAAUCUGCCAGUAGCCACCAGGUUGGAGGUGUAUCACAAUCGAGAAGCAGGAGCAGAAGAGGAGCUUAAGAAGGAUAUGGUGAAAGAUAUCCAGUUUGAACAUGGCUACAGACUGGGCUUUGUCGACAACAACAAGUUUUAUCUGCACAACCACCUUUCCUUCAUCCUGUACUUCCACAAGGAGAAGCUGGAGGAGGGGGAGCAGCACAACUACAGAGUGGUGCGAUUUGAGAUCGUACCCCAAAGUGUAAAAGUGGAUGAGCUGAAGGCUGUGCCCAAAGAGAAGACUUGCACCUUGCCAGAGGCCAGCAGCUCUGCUGCGCAGGAGAUUGACCCCACCAGCGAGAACGAGGUCCUCUUCACGUAUUCCGUGAGCUGGGAGGAGAGUGAGGUGAAAUGGGCUUCUCGAUGGGACACCUACCUGACCAUGAGCGACGUGCAGAUUCAUUGGUUUUCCAUUGUCAACUCUGUGGUGGUUGUCUUCUUCCUGUCUGGUAUCCUCAGUAUGAUCAUCAUCAGAACCUUAAGAAAGGAUAUUGCUAAUUACAACAGAGAGGAUGAUAUAGAAGACACAAUGGAAGAGUCAGGAUGGAAGAAUGUCCAUGGUGAUGUCUUCAGGCCACCUCAGUAUCCCAUGAUUCUCAGCUCACUUCUGGGUUCAGGAAUCCAGCUCUUUUGCAUGAUCCUUAUUGUCAUCUUUGUUGCCAUGUUGGGCAUGUUAUCACCGUCGAGUAGAGGAGCUCUGAUGACCACUGCAUGCUUCCUCUUCAUGUUUAUGGGUGUAUUUGGAGGCUACUUUGCUGGACGACUCUACCGCACACUGAAAGGCCAUCGGUGGAGGAAAGGAGCAUUUUGUACCGCAACUUUGUAUCCGGCUGUGGUGUUUGGAAUUUGCUUCAUCCUCAACUGUUUCAUCUGGGGAGAGCACUCCUCUGGGGCGGUGCCCUUCCCGACCAUGCUCGCUCUGCUGUGUAUGUGGUUUGGUAUCUCCAUGCCCUUGGUCUACCUGGGCUACUACUUCGGUUUCCGCAAGCAGCCGUAUGACAACCCCGUGCGCACCAACCAGAUCCCUCGGCAGGUCCCGGAGCAGCGCUGGUACAUGAACAAGUUCGUGGGAAUCCUGAUGGCUGGGAUCCUACCAUUUGGUGCCAUGUUCAUAGAACUCUUCUUCAUUUUCAGUGCCAUCUGGGAGAAUCAGUUCUAUUAUCUGUUUGGCUUCCUGUUUCUGGUCUUCAUCAUAUUGGUGGUCUCCUGCUCUCAGAUCAGCAUCGUCAUGGUUUAUUUCCAGCUGUGUGCAGAGGACUACCGAUGGUGGUGGAGAACCUUCCUGGUUUCAGGAGGCUCAGCGUUCUAUGUCCUAGUGUACGCCAUCUUCUACUUUGUCAACAAGCUGGACAUUGUGGAGUUCAUCCCGUCGCUGUUGUACUUUGGUUACACCACCCUGAUGGUGCUGUCCUUCUGGCUCCUGACGGGCACAAUCGGCUUCUACGCCGCCUACAUGUUCAUCAGGAAGAUCUACGCCGCAGUCAAGAUCGACUGAGUCAGUUGCUGCUGCUGUCACUUUUUUUUUUUUUUUUUUUUUUUGUUUUUUUUUGGUCACGUUCACUUUUGGUUUGUUUUUUAUAUAUUUUUUUAUUGUCCAGCAAGCACUGACUUGUGUGUUGAGGUGGGAGAAGUUUUCCGAGUAUAACAGUUACACCCACUGGCAAGGAUUGGGUAGAACAGAGAGUCUCCUUCCUUUCCACCCCAGCUUUUUUUUUUUUUUGGGAGGGGAGGGGCAGAGGAUGUUUCCUCUAAUGAGACUGUUUGCACCUUUAGCUGGUUCACCUUGCACAAAACACAGUGGGCCAAACAAUGGAUUUCUGCACAUUUUGUCCCCCCCCCCCACCCCCCCAUCUUGUGUUUUAAUUUAUCCAUGGAUUUAGUUUCGCUAUCACCAGUCAUGUUGGGAAGACUCUGCUGGCCUUGGAUCUGCUUUCAUUCAAAUAUUCCCAGUUUCUUUAUUUCCACCUCUGUUUCAUUUGAGAGACUUUACAGAAAGAGAGGUGAACUGUGGUUGUGGCGUGUUGGUGUCUUAUGGUGAACUGAUCUACAUUGUGACACAGAAUGCAUGUAUUAAAUGCUCUCUUAUUUUUUAAAUCAUGUUUCCAUACAUUUUCUGUGUAACCACUUCAAUCACAAAUGCAUCAAGAUAUCAGCUUUUCCCCUCUAAAGCAUCUCAAUGUACCGAAUACGUUGGUGUAUUGCCUGAUUGAACAUUUUUGUGAAAGCAGUGGCCUGAGAUUUAUUCAAGGUGCAUAUUGAUAUUGUGUUUCAUGAUGCAAAUACACAUUUGAAGCAUCCCAAUUGUAACUUGAAAAAGCGUUUUUAUGCUCAUUAAAUAGUGGGUGCAGUAUUUUUAAUCCAGGGACCCUUUUCUCUUCGCUGUGCUUUUGGGCUAAAAUAAAGGUACAAAUUUCCCCACA
Molecule: messenger RNA, 2886 nt
Organism: Phycodurus eques (leafy seadragon)
Lineage: Eukaryota; Metazoa; Chordata; Actinopteri; Syngnathiformes; Syngnathidae
Gene: tm9sf4
Product: transmembrane 9 superfamily protein member 4
Exons: 18
Coding region: 27-1961 (644 amino acids)
Biological process (GO): protein localization to membrane
Cellular component (GO): membrane
Source: RefSeq, a predicted model, not a curated record